Molecule: messenger RNA, 1965 nt
Organism: Naegleria fowleri
Lineage: Eukaryota; Heterolobosea; Eutetramitea; Acrasida; Naegleriidae
Exons: 4
Coding region: 1-1965 (654 amino acids)
Source: RefSeq, a predicted model, not a curated record
AUGAAUAGCAAUCCAUAUAUGAAUAGUGGUGGUUAUGAACCACCCGAAAAGAAGAAGAAAAUUAAUUUAACGCACACACAAGAGGUACAAUAUUCCGAAGAGGGUACAAUCGCAACAUUCUCACCAUCAUCAUCAACAAUUUCUAGUAAUAAUAAUAUAAAUGGAAGCAUCAGUCAAUUACUUCCCAUGGUUGACAAUAACGGUCAAAUAACUCACACAAGAUCGUCCCCUUACGCACCUGAAUCAGCCACAACAACGAAAUCCUCUAUACUACUGACAAACAAUGACCCCAUACCGAAUCCUGUCGCAUCAAAUGAAAUUGUGAACUCGUUGGUGUUUGGUUUGUUGAAUACUGUGAAUAAGACUAAAUCAACCAAUGUGUUUGGAAUUGGUCAUCAUCACCGAAUUGCUCAUCAAAAGCAUCAUUCCAUGCCCAAUAAUAUUUUGGAUCCCAACAGUCAUGAAAUGGAUUUAACCUCUGACAGCAGUGACAGUGAUGCGGAUGACAAAAAUAGUACUACUUCAUCCUCCUCUUCGUUUUCCUCCUUGUCAUCAUUUUCUGAUUCUCUGCCAACAAGCACCAUUGCAAAUCCCUUCUCAUCAACCUCCACACAUCAGCAAAUUCAAAAAUCACCAAGAAGAAAGUCACAUAGAGCACUCAUUGAAAAAGUCAAAAACUUGUUACUGGCCUCACCAUCCUCACUUUCUGACAAAAUGGAUUGGGAUGAAGUAGAAUCGUUAGAUCGUGUGUAUAGUUGCUGCGGAAAUAACUUUUUUGGGCAACUCUCGUGUGGAGAUAAAUCACGAAAGCCACUUCUCAUUCAAAAACUAUGCAGAGACAGCAUAAAACAUAUUGCAUGUGGGCAUGGGUUUGUAUUAAUUGCCACUGUGAACAAUGAGUUAUAUGCAUGUGGUGACAAUACCUAUGGCCAAUGUGCUGUGGGACUCCCUGCCAAACGUCACAUUACUCAUUUAAAAAAGGCUCAAUGGGAUUGCAAAAUGUCUAUCCAACAAAUUUCAUGUGGCUAUCACCACUCCAUGAUUUUAACAACAGAAGGCAAAGUUUUUGCAUGCGGAGCUAAUGUCGCAGGUGCUUUAGGACUUGGUGACUUUAUCAAUCGGAAUACCUUUCAAAGAGUUCGAUUAAUAUUUUUUGAUGACGCUGUUGAUCAUAUUGUGUGUCAAGGACAUUAUUCUGCAAUCAUUUCAAAGAAAGGACGGCUUUUUGUAACAGGAGUAAAUAUCGGAGGAGAAUUAGGAUGUGGUGACUGUAUUAAUAGAAAUCUUUUCACCUAUGUAUCAGACCCAGUUCCAAAUGUUAAACUUAUUGCAUUUAGACCUUCUUUUUCGAUAGUGACACUAACAACACAUGAGGUAUUAAUUGCUGGAUCUACUGUUGGACACAAAUAUCAAAGAACUGCAGGAUUUCCGACACAUAUCAAAAAAAUUGGAUUUGAUACCUUUAGGACCAUUGUAUUAUGUGAUAAUGGAGAAUUAUUUGUUACCGACGACAUACAUGUGGAGUUUAAUGAUGAAAAUAUUCCACAAUUUAUGUUCAAGAAAGUAGAUACUAUUCCUGAGCCAGUUGUUGAUUUUGAAUGUGGCUUGGGAUACACUAUUGCUCGAACAGCAAAUGCAUUCUAUGCUCUUGGUGAAAAGUCAUGGAUUUUCCCCACUCUUGCUGGAAAAGACAAAACCAAUGAAAAUCCAAUUCUUGAAGUUUUCACCAAAUUGAGAUCUCAACCAGAAGUGACACAAGAUCGAGUUGCGUGUGGAGGCACGUUUGUUUACUUCUAUAAGAUGAGCGAGGCCACACCUGUAAAACGAAACUUGCUAUGUGAUUUAUUGCAGCCUUUUGACCCUUUCCAAGAUAUUACAAUUUCAUUCGAGAACAAGAAACGCAAAUUGUGGGCUCUUGUUCAGCAAUCAUUUUCAUUUGAUGACAUAAAAAAGAUGAAACAUUAG